CACCACGGGAUUUGACAUUUGAAGAAGCAAACAUGGCGGCUGCUACGUAGACGCGACCGCCGCCUCUGAUAAUCGUCAGCGGGGAGAAGCGACCGUCCUCCGGCAGAGACACUCCGCAGGAGCCGCCGCUCCUUCCCGGGAUGUUCGACGGAAGCCGAGGAGAGAGCCGGAGUCACGCGCCCUGUCUGCGGGGCUUCCUCACCUGAGCCGGUAUGUGUCCCAGGAAGACCCAGCCCCACCUCUGACCUCCCUGAAGCUGAGGAUGUCUUCCCCGUCGGCAAACCCCUCCUCGCCGGUGCGCCCCCCCUCAGCCCUGGACUCCCUGUCCGUGACGUCCCUGCUGUCUGGGAAUCUGGAGGAUGAGGAGGAUGGAGGCGGGGAGGAUGCUGAGGGACUGGGAGACCUGGAGGUGAACCCGUACGACGGUCUGCCCUUCUCCUCGCGGUACUACGCCCUUCUGGAGGAGCGGCAGCGGCUUCCUGUGUGGGGGCUCCGGCAGAGUCUGCUGGAGAGCAUGGAGAGCCACAGCAUGGUGCUGCUGAGCGCCGCCGGCGGGGCGGGAAAGAGCACACAGGUGCCUCAGUGGUGCGUGGAGUUCGCUUUGUCCUUCGAGUUCUCCCACGGUCUGGUCUGCAGCUCGCAGCCUCACUCUGCCGCCGCCGUCAGCCUGGCUCUGCGCGUGGCUGAUGAGAUGGACCUGAGCCUGGGCCUGGAGGUGGGAUACAGGGUGUCCCACGAUGACGGCUGCACCCCCGACACCCUGCUCAGGUUUGUGAGCGACGCUCUGCUGCUGGAGGAAAUGAUGUCAGACCCGCUGCUGCAUCAGUACGGCGUGGUGGUUCUGGACGAGCUCCAGGAGCGGACCGUGCCCACAGACGUGCUGCUGGGCCUGCUGUGCGACGUCUGCCGCCAGCGGCCGCACAACUUCCACGUGGUCCUGCUGACCCACCACGCUCUGGCCCCUCGGCUGGCAGCCUUCCUCGGGCCCUCCGUCCCUCACCUGACCCUGGAGAGCGAGCCUCCUCCCGCGGAGGGGGAAGCCGAGGGGAGGGGGGUGGAGGUCCUGUAUCGGGAGGUGUCUGCGGGGAAGGAGCCUGUGGCUGCUGCCUGUCACAUGGUGCUGGACCUUCACCGCAGAGGGGAGGAAGGAGACGUGAUGGUGUUUGUGUCCGGCGCACAGGAAAUUGAAGAGUGUGUUUCUGUGCUGGAGAAGGAGAGCGUGGCUCUGAGUCCACAGCUCGGACCGCUCCGGAUCCUCCCCCUGCACUCGGCGCUGGGCGGGCUGACCCAGCGGGUCUACGAACCGGACCCGGAUGCGUCUGCUCUGAAGGCGAGCGACGGCUCUGUGGGCGUGGAGGCCGGAAGCCCCGGAAUCAGGAGGAGGGUGAUCCUCACCGACACCCUGGCAGAGGCCUCCUUCUCCCUGCAGGACAUCCGUUACGUGGUGGACACGGGGCUGCAGCUCAAAACUGUCUACAACCCUCAGAUCCGUGCAAACUCCCAGGUCCUGACGACCAUCACCAAACACCAGGCCGACAUGAGAGCCCAGAGGGUCAGCAGCCGACUCCCAGGCUUGUGUGUCCGCCUGUACCCCCGCGCCCUGUAUGAGGGGGGCAUGCAGGAGGCUCACCGCCCCCGGGUUCUGGAGGAGAACCUGAGCCACCUGGUUCUGCUGCUCAAGAGACUGGACAUCGCUGACAUGGGCCAGUGCAAGUUCCUGGACCGCCCAGCCCCCGAGGCUCUGAUGCAGGCCUUGGAGGAUCUGGAUUAUCUUGCAGCUCUGGAUGAUGAUGGGAACCUGUCAGAGGUAGGCAUCAUCAUGUCCGAGCUGCCGCUGGAGCCGCCGCUGGCCAAAGCCUUGAUCGCCGCCUGCGAGUACGACUGUGUGGACGAGCUGCUGACGAUCGGCGCCAUGCUGACGGCUCCGGCCUGCUUUGUGGCGCCUGAACCCGGCGGGGAGGAGGCCAGCGUUGCUCUGUGGCGCCCCCUCCUGCACGCAGAGGGAGAUCACAUGACCCUCAUAAACAUUUACAACGCCUUCAUGGAGCAUAACCAGGAUGAGGCCUGGUGUUCGACCAAUGCCCUGAGUCACGCCGCCCUGCGGCUCGCCGUCGUCAUCCGGGCCGAGUUGCUAGAGGUCAUGCAGCGGAUAGAGCUCCCCGUGUCCCCCCCCGCCUUCGGCUGUCAGGACAACUGCACCAACAUCAAGCGCGCGCUGAUCUCAGGCUUCUUCCUGAAAGUGGCUCACGACGUUGACGGUUCUGGAAACUACCUCCUCCUCACUCACCGCCAUGUGGCCCACCUCCAUCCGUUCUCCUCCUACCUGUCCCUCCAGCCGUGCCCGGGGCCCCCCAGCUGGGUCCUGUACCACGAGUUCACCGUCUCCAGCGAUAACUGCAUCCGCAUCGCCUCUGAGGUCCACCCGCAGAUGCUGGUGGAGUUGGCCCCCCAGUACUUCCUGGGUAACCUGCCCCCCAGCGAUGGCCGGGAGCUGCUGAUGGAGCUGAGGCAGAGCGUGGAGCCCCCUUCAGGCGAGGCGGCGCUGAACCGGAGCCUCAGAGAAGCGGACGGGGCCGAAGACGGCCGCAGUCAAACCAACACCGACCUCUGCGUCGUCCAAUGAGACGCAGGAGGGGGCGGAGCUUCUCAGGACUCACACUCGUCACUUUAUUGUUUGAUCCAACGGACGCUGUGACAGGAACGCUGGAAGAUGAACUCUUUGAUGCAGUUUUAACCUUUUCUAUUUAAUGUUUACAUUCAUCUCUUCCCUCAGUGGAGUUUUUUAAAAAUGGUCAGAGAUGAAGGUUUCAACACCUGCUGGUGACCUUUAACCUGUGAGCCUCCAUGUUUGGGCCCACGAGUGUGCACGAGUGUGCAUGCAGCACCAGCAGACCUCGCUCUGCAAACUCCUCCUCUUGUUUUAUUCCUACUGCAAUCAGAAAACGUGUGAAACUUUACUGUUUUUAGAGAACCCCAGUGAAUACAAACCGAGUCGUCAUUGUAAAAAGAAAAAAAACAUUUUCUACUCAGUAAGUGAAGAUGGAUUAUUUUGGGGGUUAGAAGCUCUGAGCUGCUGCUCUGAAGACAAACUUUCAGUUGUUAAAUGUUAAUUCUGCUUUUGUCAAACAAAAGGACGUCAGCCUGCAGAUCUGCAUUUAUCUCACUGAGGAAAAACUGACAGACCUGAAGACGGAAAGGAGAAACUCAUUUCUUUAGACAGGAAGUCUGUCUCAGAGAAAACAACAAUUCUCGAUUUUCACAAUAAAACUCCUCAGUUCUGCUGACUGAAUUGGUUCAGAUCCGACAGUGUUGCUUCUGUCAGGAGCGUCCACGCUGUGUCCCACUUUAAAAUCUGUCACACUCAAACCUCUAUCCUCCUCCCUCAGAAGUGAGUUUCAAUAAAACUUUUUCACCUUUGAA
This is a messenger RNA of Oryzias melastigma (Indian medaka), 3420 nucleotides long. It is a transcript of the gene dqx1, whose product is annotated as DEAQ box RNA-dependent ATPase 1. The transcript has 12 exons. Bases 263 to 2623 code for a protein of 786 amino acids. The record is from RefSeq and is a predicted model, not a curated record. NCBI's taxonomy places the organism in Eukaryota, Metazoa, Chordata, Actinopteri, Beloniformes, Adrianichthyidae. Gene Ontology annotation, cellular component: spliceosomal complex; intracellular anatomical structure. Gene Ontology annotation, molecular function: RNA binding.